GAGAGACAGAGAGAGGGAAGACAAAGGAAUCGAGAGUCGGCGCCCUUUGUCUACGCCGACCAAUCAUUACGUCCUUUUCUCGACUACUUCUCCACCGUCGUCACUUUCUCUCUCUGGAAAAGCUGUUCCCCUUCCCUUCCCCGUCUCUCUAAAACAAUUAUAAAUUUCUUAUCUCUAUCUCGCCUACCGGUUCUUGUUGAUUCGUUUGUUUCUUUUUUUUUAGAAAAAUUUCUUCUAUUAAUUUCGGUUCUUCCGUUUAAUUUUUUUAAACAAACCGGAAGUUUCCUGAGAUUAAUCUGAUCUAGGGUUUUAUUUUUGUUCUUCGAUUUUUCUUUUACGUUUUAUUGAUUCGUCGGGGAAUAAUUUUAUUUUCUUUUUUGAGAAUUUUUGAAUUUUCUGGUGAAACAUGAAAAGCAUGGCUGAGCAAUCCGUGAUUGUUGAGAAGGUCGACGAUGUUGACAAGGAGAAGAAGAAGAAGCGUCGUUCCAAUCGCCGAUCUAAGCAGAACACUCCUUCUACAUCAGCUUGCAGUUCAGUGAAUGAAAAAGGUGCUGGAGUGUCACAGUUGGGAACUGGUUUCAAAACUAAAAUUUUAACAUCAUCUAUGGGCCACUCUUCAUCAAGAAAGCAGGAGUUGGACAUGCAUCCAUCAAAUGAAGAGGGACCUGCAAGAGCAUCAAAUGAAGAGGGACCUGCAAGAGCAUCAAAUGAAGAGGGACCUGCAAGAGCAUCAAAUGUUGAGUUUAAUUCUCUGCCUACAAUGCAUAUAAAUGAAAAAACAGAAUCAGGUGGUGAGGCGAGGAACUUGCAAGGUGACGAUUUUUACCCUUCUGAUGGUAGUGGAAGAAUAUUUUCUAUGUCGUGCCCUGAACCUAUUCCUAGUGGAGGUCCAUUAGGGGUAGUCACAGACCAUGGUUUGCCAUCUUUCAAUCAGAGUGGUGUUCAUGCUCAAUGUAAGAUUUUUGCUUCACACUGGUCAAUAGCAGCUGUUAAUGAGGCAUUAGAGAAAGGUGAUGCUUUUAAAGCACUAUUUCGGGUAAAUGCUCACAAUAGGCUUGAGGCAUACUGCAAAAUUGAUGGAGUAUCAGUAGAUGUACUCAUCAAUGGGAAUGCUGCACAGAAUAGAGCUGUUGAAGGAGACAUUGUGGUUAUCAAGGUUGAUCCUUUGUCUCUGUGGACCAAGAUGAAAGGGUCAACUGGGCCUUCCAACAAUCUUGUGCCUGCAGAAGAUGUUAACGUACCGCCAGAAGUCGGUGAAAUGGUUGCUGAUGGCAAGGGUAAGAGCAAGUUAGAUGUGAAGUAUGAGAUUGCACAACGUGAAUGUAGCUUAUCUCCAGAGAAUGGAUUUCAUGAAGAGGAUUACUCUAUAACUGGCAAUGCUGUUCAUCAAGAACUCAUUGACCACAUGGGUGGUGGUUAUAUAAAUGAGCAUAAUCCCUCUGCCUCAGAUUUUUCUUGUGUUGGCUCUUCUAGAGAGCAGAAUGAAGCGAUCGGUGCUUUAGGGAGGUUGUGUGCCAUGAUCAGUUCAUUCCCGUCAAAGCGACCUACUGGCCGGGUUGUUGGCAUCGUCGAAAGGUCUCUUCGUCGAGAUGCUAUUGUUGGUUUUCUUAAUGUUAAACAAUUGGUGUACUACAGGGAAGGCUUUAAGAAAGAAGCAAAGAAGAACAAGGGUCUGUUAUCAAUUUCUGACCAUGACUAUAUCCAGCUGACCCCAACUGACCCAAAAUUUCCGAAAAUGAUGGUCCUUGUUCGAAGCUUGCCUGACUUGAUCAAUAAAAGAUUGCACGAUGGUGACCUAACAGUUGAAAUGGAACUUGUAGCUGCACGCAUUGAUAGUUGGAGUGAGGAAAGUCCUUUUCCACAAGCCCAUGUCUCCCAUAUUUUUGGACGGGGAGGUGAAGUGGAGCCACGACUCAAUGCUAUUUUAUUUGAAAAUGCAAUCUGUUGCUCUGAAUUUUCUCCAGAAACACUUUCCUGCCUUCCUCACAUUCCUUGGGAGGUGCCACUGGAAGAAUAUAAAAAUAGGAUAGAUCUUAGAGAUUUUUGCAUUUUUACUAUUGACCCUCCAACUGCCACUGAUCUUGAUGAUGCCCUAUCGGUUGAAAAGUUAUCGAAUGGAAUUAUCAGGGUUGGGGUUCAUAUUGCUGAUGCAUCAUAUUUUGUUUUACCUGACGCAGCCUUAGACAUAGAAGCUCAAAUCAGAUCAACAUCUGUCUAUAUGUUGCAACGUAAAUUACCAAUGUUGCCGUCCUUGCUCUCUGGGAAUCUUGGUUCACUUAACCCUGGAGUAGAUAGACUAGCAUUCUCAAUUUUCUGGGACUUGAAUGGUGCUGGGGAUGUCAUAGAUCGCUGGAUUGGCCGCACUGUGAUACGAUCUUGUUGCAAGCUUUCAUAUGAAAACGUACAGGACAUAAUUGAUGAGGAAAAUGGCACUUUUUUCGGAAAUGGAUGCCCACAAUUGUAUAACGACUUUGAAUGGUCUUAUGUAAUUGAAACUGUUAAGAAUCUUCAUAAAGUUUCAAAAACUUUACAGACGAAGAGGCUCAAUGACGGGGCUCUGCGACUUGAUAACUCUAAAGUUGCAUUUUUGUUUGAUGUGAAUGGAAUUCCAUAUGAUAGUGUGCUUUCUGAACAGAAAGACUCACAAUGUCUUGUUGAAGAGUUUAUGCUCUUGGCGAACACGACCGCUGCUGAAAUCAUAUCUAGAGCUUUUCCACAUAGUGCGUUGUUGCGAAGGCACCCUGAGCCCAAUAUGCGAAAGCUUAAAGAGUUUGAAGCUUUCUGCUUCAAGCAUGGCUUGGAAUUGGACACUUCCUCUUCUGGUCGUUUCCAUUGGUCGCUUCAACGGAUCAGGGAAAAGCUCAAGGAUGAUUCCGUACUAUUUGAUAUUUUUAUCUCAUAUGCUACAAAACCAAUGCAAUUGGCUUCUUACUUCUGUAGUGGUGAUUUAAAAGAUAAUGUCAAUGACUGGGGUCAUUAUGCUCUUGCUGUUCCAUUUUAUACGCAUUUUACUUCACCACUUCGUCGUUACCCUGAUAUUGUUGUCCAUCGCACAUUGGCUGCUGUAAUAGAAGCUGAGAAAUUGUGUCAGAAGCAUAAAAUCUUGCAUAAGUCUCAGCAUGGGGAAGAAGCAACAGUAAGAUGUUUCACUGGUAUUCAUUUUGAUAAGAAUACGGCUGAGUCUCUUGAAGGCAGGGAAGCAUUAUCAGCUGCCGCAUUAAAGCAUGGAGUUCCCUGUGCCGAAUUACUUGCAGAAGUUGCUGCUCAUUGUAAUGAAAGGAAGCUGGCUAGUAGGCAUGUUAAGGAUGCCUGUGAUAAGCUCUACAUGUGGGUUUUGCUCAAGAAGAAAGAGAUUUUAUUAUCAGACGCUAGAGUUUUGGGUCUGGGGCCAAGAUUUAUGUCAAUUUACAUCAACAAGCUAGCUGUUGAACGGAGAAUAUAUUAUGACGAAAUUGAAGGCUUGACAGCUGAGUGGCUUGAGGUAACAUCUACAUUGGUGCUGAGUUUUUGUGCCUACAAACAGUCACAUAGGAGAAGUGGCUUUGGCUAUAAUAGGAAACUAGAUGAUGCUGCAUGGCUUGUGAGCCCUACUAAUCCGGGAGUUGAAUUGUGCUUGUCUGGAGAUGGUAGUAGUGAGUGUGCUUCUGGUUUAUCUGCCCAUGAUUUGGAUCCUGGUUUGAAGUCGGGGAUUGAGCCAGCAGUUUUCCCUCUGACAGUGCGCCUUCUUGCAACAAUCCCUGUAGCACUUCAUGCAGUUGGUGGGGAUGAUGGACCCCUUGAUAUUGGUGUGCGGCUUUACAUGAGUUCAUAUUUCAGAUAAGUGGUUUUGUGGAUGUGGGAAAGCAAAGGAUGCACAGCACGGGUAAAUAAAACUAAGUUAACCGGGCUUUAUACUAAGUAAACAGGGCUUUAUAUUGUUCGGUGAGAGCUCUGUUGCAGAUAAAAAGUACCUGCGUAUAGUUUGCUCUAUUAGUAGUGGACAAGAGUUCAAAAACGCAAAGGAGGAAGUAUGUUGUUGGAUCUUGGGAUGCAUUCAUACUUCAUGAUUCUGUUCGACGUUUGGUGCUGAAAUAUCUGGUGGAAUGUGUAGAUAAAGGCGGGUUCUGCUGCCAUGGCCUUUGUUUUAGUAGCUGGUUUUAACAAAAGCUGCUUCCCGGAAUUGGCCUUUGUUUUUGUCGGCCGGUUUCAUAUUGAUAACAAAUUUAAUCCUGUAUUUUUCCACUUUUUUUUUCAUUUAUUUAUUGCAGCCCAAUAGAUUUUUUUAUUUUGGGUGGCUGGAUCAUAUUUGAGACUUGCAGUCUCACUAGUCUGUCUGUUGCGGCUUGCGCAUGUGUUCUUUUCAAUAUUCCUACAGUCGGGCAAUGCGUAAGUUUUCGAUGUUAUCUCAAAUGUGGGGUAAAUCUUGGACUAGUAAAACAAUAGUAGUCAGUUUCCCUCUGUUAAA
Molecule: messenger RNA, 4444 nt
Organism: Tripterygium wilfordii
Lineage: Eukaryota; Viridiplantae; Streptophyta; Magnoliopsida; Celastrales; Celastraceae
Product: DIS3-like exonuclease 2
Exons: 7
Coding region: 407-3820 (1137 amino acids)
Cellular component (GO): exosome (RNase complex); P-body
Molecular function (GO): RNA binding; 3'-5'-RNA exonuclease activity
Source: RefSeq, a predicted model, not a curated record